GUAUGUCGUGAUAACAAUUCACCUUGAGCAACAGAAAAAAAAGUUCCCCUCUCUCCGACAGCAGCGCACACACGCACUCAGCACUCUUUCUCUUUCUUUAUGCCACGACUAUACGACGAAGAACCACGGUCCAUAUUUAUUAUCCCCAACCCAUUCCGUGCACUUUCUCAUAAAGCACGACAAAUUGGUGUCUACUCAUCAGGCAUUUUGUUUGCGCUAGGUUGGUGGGUAUUCAUCGAUGCACUCAUCAUUUCAGCACAAUCGGACACAGAUGCAAAAGCCCACAUGGGCUUUGAAGAUUGGGUAUCUGGUAUAUUGUCGACAUUGGGUAUGGUUGUAAUCAACUUGAUUGACAAGUCACGGUUACAUGGAGAUGCAUAUGAAUAUGCAGGCAGCAGCCUGGUGUGGAAAGCUCGUUUGUUUCUAUUUCUUGGAUUUGCAUUGAUAGCGGGCGGAUUUGCGGGAUCUUUUUGCGUCCUGAUUAUCAAGUACAUUGUCUAUUUCGAGUCUGCUCAACCAUACACAUACUAUGGCGCAGCGAUUGUCGUCCAGUGUGGACUAAUAAUGAUCAGCACGGUGGUUCUUUGGAUUGCACAAAACACGCAAGAGGAGUUCGAGUACAAUAUGCGACUCUAAGAAACGCAAUGGAUGCGUGUGUGUGUGUGUGUGUUCGUUUUGCUGCGUCUGGAGAUGAUCAUGGUUAUCAAUAAGAAUAAAAAAAUAAAGGGGGGGGGGGCCACAACAAGUUAUAUUACCCUAAGGAUCGACGUAACAAGAUCACGCAAGACACAUCACACACAUCACACACCGAGCGCACAGAGUAUCCAAUAAUACACACACACACACACACACACACACUCGCACUAAAGGUGGAAAGGGAGGAGUAGAAGAAUAGGAAAGGAAGCAAAAG
This is a messenger RNA of Zychaea mexicana, 910 nucleotides long. RefSeq lists its product as uncharacterized. The coding region runs from base 100 to 636 and encodes 178 amino acids. The transcript has 6 exons. Gene Ontology annotation, cellular component: fungal-type vacuole membrane; Vps55/Vps68 complex. Gene Ontology annotation, biological process: protein targeting to vacuole; late endosome to vacuole transport via multivesicular body sorting pathway. NCBI's taxonomy places the organism in Eukaryota, Fungi, Mucoromycota, Mucoromycetes, Mucorales, Lichtheimiaceae. The record is from RefSeq and is a predicted model, not a curated record.